AUGCCGUAUCCCUCGGCGUCUCAGUUCUGGAGCUCGUGGCCGGUAGACGAGGUUGAUGCGUUGCUGGGGCUCGAGGCCACGGAGAUGAGCCUUGUUCCCCCCUUGGACGAUGCGUUUGAGUGGCCAAUGCCCAAUGGCGGCGACUUGUCAGCCGUUGAGGCUCUGAAUCCCUGUCUCGGCUCUUCGACAGUCAGCACCUUAUCUCAUGACAGUGCAUCAGCAACGCCGCCGUUGGAGCCAAAGCUGCCCGAUCUGCCAGACAUUCUGCAGCUUGUCGAUCUCUUCUUUGAGAAGUGCUAUCGCUUCUUUCCCAUCAUCCACAGGCAAACCAUACUAGAUGCCAUCAAGUCCGAAGGAGCCGAGGGGAUCCCAUCGGUUUUGCUCUACGCCAUCAUCGCCGUGGCAGCUGGCGUCCACCCCAAUUGUCAGAUUCGACAGUCACAGCAGUCCUGGUACGAACAAGCAAAGAGCCUCGUUUCAAAAGAGAUGCAACAGCCACAUCAUGUCCUUCAGACAUUACAAGGCGCCGUCUUGGUCGUCUACCUAGGGCUGGCCCUCGUCGAUUACUCGUCUUCCAUUGUCAUUCUCGGCGAGGCGUGGCGAAAGACUGUUGCCGUGGGCCACAGCUACGGCGAUGGACUGCGGAAUCUGAUUGUGCAGACGCUGGGAACGCAAGAGAAGGCCAAGUGGAUAGAGAAGGAGGAGAUUAGGCGCAUCUCAUGGAUGCUCUUUAUCAUGGAUCGGGGGAUGUGCUAUCCUAUCGGACUAAUGCAUGCCAUCGACGACCGAAGGAUGAAGCUGGAAUUUCCCAUGUCAGAGGAUGACUUUCAGGGCACUGAAGCACCGCCUCCAGGUCCUUUGAGUCGAUUCACCCCCAAUCUGGACACUCUCAUAACGACGAUGCGCGAUAGAACUCUACAGGGCUCGGCAACGCAACUGCAGUACAUCAUCCUAGGAUAUGCACUCCUCGGACGCAUCAGCGAAGCACUCGACCACAGCGACGACGGCGACGAGGCACGCAGAGAACGACUAGACACCCUUUGCGCACAACUUGCCAAGAUCCGACUGAUGCUCCCGCGCUCUGCCACAGAGCUCUCAAUGGCCAAAUACGAUGAAUUCAUGGAAGUCGUUUGGCUCAACAUUCUCCUGAACGCAUGCACAGUGCUUUUGCAUCACCGUCCUCUCCGCGAAGGAGAAUCUCUCGACGAUUCCGAAACCGAUACGGCGAAAAAUUGGCCCCAUUGCGUGGCUGCAGCACGAAACACAAUCUCCGUUCUACGAGACGCCUCUCGAGUUUCCAUCGACUUUGUGAGCAACGCGCACUUUCCGUGUCUGCUCUUCACCUGCUCCAGAAUCCUCCUUGUCGAGUACUUUUAUCCCUCUAGAUGCGGCAAAGGCGCUCGCGAUCCAAAGCUUCGUGAGGAUCUCGAGGUUGUUGCCCUGAACUAUAUCAGACUGAAAGAAGAGUGGCGAGGCCUAGGGCAAAAGUUUGGUAAGGGCAUGUAUUACUACUUACACCGAGGGGAGGGGUUUGCGCGUGAGACAAAGGCUGGUGGUGCGAGGAGUCUGCUCGGCGUCUGUGAUACCUGGAUUACCAUUCCUGAUGAUUUUGAUCUCACUAUCCCGAGCUGA
This is a messenger RNA of Trichoderma reesei QM6a, 1632 nucleotides long. RefSeq lists its product as uncharacterized. Bases 1 to 1632 code for a protein of 543 amino acids. NCBI's taxonomy places the organism in Eukaryota, Fungi, Ascomycota, Sordariomycetes, Hypocreales, Hypocreaceae. The transcript has a single exon. Gene Ontology annotation, biological process: DNA-templated transcription. Gene Ontology annotation, cellular component: nucleus. Gene Ontology annotation, molecular function: zinc ion binding; DNA binding. The record is from RefSeq and is a predicted model, not a curated record.